AUGGCUCCCACUUUCAAACUUCAGUGUCACUUCAUUCUGAUCUGCCUGAUGGCUCUAAGAGGGGAGAGCCGGUACCUGGAGCUGCGGGAAGCUGUGGACUACGACCCUUUCCUACUCUUCAGCGCCAACCUGAAGCGGGAGCUGCCGGGGGAGCAGCUGUACCGCCGCGCUAUGCGGUGCCUGGACAUGCUGAGCCUCCAGGGCCAGUUCACCUUCACCGCCGACCGGCCGCAGCUGCACUGCGCCGCCUUCUUCAUUGCAGAGCCCGAGGAGUUUAUCACCAUCCACUACGAACUGGUCUCCAUCGACUGUGAGAGCGGGGACUUCCUGAAGGUAUUUGAUGGUUGGAUUCUCAAGGGGGAGAAGUUCCCCAGUUCCCAGGAUCACCCUCUCCCCAUGACUGAGCGGUACAUAGAUUUCUGUGAGAGUGGUCUUAGCAGAAGGAGCAUCAGAUCCUCCCAGAACGUGGCCAUGAUCUUCUUCCGGGUCCAUGAACCAGGAAAUGGGUUCACAUUAACCAUAAAGACAGAUCCUAACCUCUUUCCCUGCAAUGUCAUCUCCCAGACCCCAAAUGGAAGGUUUACUCUGGUCGUGCCACAUAAGCAUCGCAACUGCAGCUUCUCCAUCAUUUAUCCUGUGGUGAUCAAAAUAUCUGAUCUCACCCUGGGACACUUAAAUGGUCUGCAAUUAAAGAAGUCCUCAGCAGGUUGUGUGGGAAUAGGAGAUUUUGUGGAGCUGCUGGGAGGAACUGGACUCGACCCUUCCAAGAUGAUGCCUUUAGCUGAUCUCUGCUAUCCUUUUCACGGCCCUGCCCAGAUGAAAAUUGGCUGUGACAACACGGUGUUGCGCAUGGUCUCCAGUGGAAAACAUGUAAAUCGUGUGACUUUUGAAUACCGCCAGCUGGAACCAUACGAACUGGAAAACCCGAAUGGAAACAGUAUCCAGGAAUUCUGUCUGUCUACUCUUUGAAUAACCAAGCCAAUGAUUUCCAUGCUGCUAGCUAAGGGAGUUUUUAAUGGCCAUUAUAUAUGAUUUUGAUGAGCAGCUAGUUAAGAACCUUUCAUACAAAUCAGUAUUCCCAACCUUGAGCACAUAUCACACACACUAAUUUUUGUACCUUGCUUCUUUUUCAUUUGUAAGAUAUAAAUGACCACGUGGCAGAAAAUAAGCCCUCCCCCCGACCCCAGUAGAAAACCAGUUUCCAGUAAUUCUUUGAUAUGCUACCAACCUGAACUGGUAAGACGAGUGCA
This is a messenger RNA of Lagenorhynchus albirostris (white-beaked dolphin), 1250 nucleotides long. RefSeq names its product corticotropin releasing hormone binding protein (gene CRHBP). Gene Ontology annotation, biological process: negative regulation of corticotropin-releasing hormone receptor activity; negative regulation of corticotropin secretion; hormone-mediated signaling pathway. Bases 1 to 969 code for a protein of 322 amino acids. The transcript has 7 exons. The record is from RefSeq and is a predicted model, not a curated record. NCBI's taxonomy places the organism in Eukaryota, Metazoa, Chordata, Mammalia, Artiodactyla, Delphinidae. Gene Ontology annotation, molecular function: corticotropin-releasing hormone binding.